Penicillium bovifimosum is the source of this 2403-nucleotide messenger RNA. RefSeq names its product pentatricopeptide repeat protein. Lineage: Eukaryota; Fungi; Ascomycota; Eurotiomycetes; Eurotiales; Aspergillaceae. The transcript has a single exon. The coding region runs from base 1 to 2403 and encodes 800 amino acids. The record is from RefSeq and is a predicted model, not a curated record. Gene Ontology annotation, molecular function: protein binding.
AUGUCGUCGUGCCCGCACCAACUCGUCCGGACCCGUCUUAACGGAUUGCUCUCGCCGCAAUGUCGGAGCCCAGGCCGAUGGCACCGCGAGUCGGGGACAGUGAACGUUGGUUAUAGAGCGCGCCUGUCAACACAUCAUGCAGUCACAGAACCUGGCGCAGCACCUGAUGCUCUGGACUCCUCUUCAUAUCGAAAUGCCAGCGAUACGGUCAGCAGUUCACGGCCACCACCAAAUCAACAACCAGACCAGGUCGGAGCGCACGAGCACGAUGGAUAUUCACAGCCGUCAGGGCAUCCCCGGAGAGCCCGAUUUCAGCGGUCUUCAUCAACACCUAUUAUAACGAAGGACAAAAUGAAAAAGGUGGCAUAUGUGCGGCAUGCCGACCCCAAGCUUGUGGCCAUGGCGGCUGAGAGAGUCAACCGCGAAAUUCUAAAGAAGAGUAAAUACUUGACAGACCGAGGGCUGUAUUUGGCACUUGCGACCCGAUUGAAUUCGAUUUAUACGCGUGAACUGGGACUCCGUCAGUGGAAGGAGGCCUAUUCGGCGAUCUACCAUGCCAAGAAAGAGCAACGUGAGGUCUUGCACCCUUCUGCGUUGCCAAAAUUGAGAGAAGACGGCGAGCAGCUGCUAGCUGUUCUCCUUGAUGACUGUCAAGGCAAAUUCCGAGAAGCAUGGCUGGCCAUGAAUCGGGCUUCCAGGGCCUGGGCCUGGCAGCGCCUAGCCAUUUGGCUGCUGCAACAUAACCCGGCAGCGGUCCUGGAGUUCCUAGUCGUCACAACUGAACCCCAGGAAAAGCCAGAUAUGACUAUGAUUGUUGAUUGCUUGAGUUAUUUGGAGAAGUUCCAUUACGAAGAACUCCGAGAUUGGCAGAGCGGCCCCCUCACAUUCGACUCGGUUGUUGCAGCGACAUUGGAUCCAAAAGAUUGGCCAAUCAUAUCCCCGCCGCAGAAGGGCAUACGUCUAUACAUCCGUCGAGCUGGCUUCUUGGGUGUAUACGAAAGUUUCCGCCUGAUGGGCGAGCGAGGGACCACGAUGGAAGCGCAAACAGCACUCUGCUACAUGAAUCAAUUCACGCACUUCAAGGACGUGGAAUAUGCUCUCAAAGCCCUCGAAUAUGUUCGCAAGAUCAAUGACCCAGAAUUCUCUCUGGAUUCCGAAGGAGUCGUACGACACUGUUGCAAACUCCUGACUCUGGACACCGUUGAGGAUAAAGCCGAAGGACGCAAUUUCAAGAUCCUUCCACGGCUUCUCAAGAUGGGCGUACAGCCUGACCGGGACAUGAUGAAUCUUGUGUUGGCCAAUGCCUACAAGACUGGCGAUCCACAACUGGGAGCGGAUAUGCUACAAUUCAUGAAACUUCAUAACCACGAAUUUGACUCUUACACCUACGUGACUCUGCUCACUGAUGCGGUUUCCAGAGGUGACCGGGGUCGUGUGGACGAGCUAGUUCAGGAAGUGGAGAUGCAAGAGGAAAUACGAAGGCAUCCCUACAUCUUCAGCAAGAUUUUCCAUGCCCAUUUCACUUUUACCGCCAAGCAUAUCGACCCGGAGAGCGAUCCUGCUGGAGUCUUUUACUCCAUGCUCGACAUGUACACCAAACUUCACGACAUCACACCACUAAAAGAGCUCCUUCUCCUCCCUCCCCAAUAUACACCCCCACCAAACAAUGGACCCGAACUCAAGACCCCUCCGUCUCCGGUAUCCUUGUUCCUCAUGAUCGCAACAUUCUUCCGCUGCCGGAAUCGGAUCUCACAAGUGCAUCACAUGUACGACAGAUUCCGCGAGCUCGUGCAGCAGGGGCACCCAUCCAUUGCUCCUUUGGUCGAAACCGACCACGUCUAUAAUGAGUUCCUCAUCGCCUACCGCAAGAGUAGCCGUGGGCUGCGGUCUAGCGUACGUCUUGUCGAAGACAUGCUCGACACAUCUUCCCUCCCGAAGGAGACUACAGAGGGCAAAGCUAUCAAGCCUAUCGCGCCCACACCGCGCACUUGGACCAUCCUCCUCAGUGCCUUCAAUUACAGUCGCCAGCCUGACGCAGCACAGAAGGUUCGAGACAUGAUGGCCAAGCAUGAUGUGAAGUACAACCAGGUGACCUGGAAUACUAUAAUCAACGGCUUCGCGAAUGCGCAGGAUAUUCCCGAGACAGCUGCUGCGAUUACGAUGAUGGAGAAGGAAGGCUUCGCCAUUGAUCAUUACACAAUGAAGAGUCUGCGCUAUCUCCGCGAUCCUGAACGUCUUUGGGUAGCGAUCGAGGAGAUGGAUGAGAGCCUUGCAUCGGAUGCAGCUCGCAUGUCUCUUGCUUCUGAGCCCACUUCUGACGUGCACAGUGAUCAGAAGGAGCGUGAUGAGCUGAUCGACAGUGGGCUGGAGAAGCUGGAGUUGAAGUUGAAGCCUAAGAUGUAA